GCAGCCGUGGCUGGGCAGCGGCGCCAUUGGCGGAGCGUGUGUGCGGGCCCGGGAGCGGCGGCAGCGGCCGGAGCGCGGUGAGGCGGCGGCGGAGCUCGGAGGCGGCCGCAGCGCAGGAUUUUUCAUUCCCAGGGCGUGGCAUGAUGGAGGAGGAGGAAAAGCCCCGAAUGUACCUCAUGAAGAGGGGCUGCAAACCGUGCCCAGGGAGCUCUGGGGAGGAAAGAGGCCCCAUGAGCCAGGAAUGCAUCCUGCAAUCCAGCCAGAGCUUGGAGCUGGUGGAGAAGCCUCAUGGCAGGGAGAAGCCACACAGGUGCUUGGAAUGUGGGAAGUGUUUCAGUUGGAGCUCCACCCUGAGGCAGCACCAGGUGAUCCACACUGGGGAGAGGCCCUUUGAGUGUGAGGAGUGUGGGAGGAGUUUCAGCCACAACUCCAUCCUGAUCCAGCACCAGAGGAUCCACACUGGGGAGAAGCCCUUUGAGUGUGGGGAGUGUGGGAAGAGCUUCAGGCAGAGGGGCCAACUGAUACGACACCGGGUGAUCCACACUGGGGAAAAGCCCUUUGAGUGUGGGGAAUGUGGGAUGAGCUUCAACCAGAAGGGCCACCUGACGGAACACCAGAAGAUCCACACUGGGGAAAAGCCCUACAAGUGUGGGGAAUGUGGGAAGAGCUUCAGAGGAAGCUCGGCCCUGAUUCGGCACCAGGUGAUCCACACGGGGGAACGGCCCUACAUCUGCUUGGAAUGUGGGAAGAGCUAUGGGUGGCACUCGGACCUGAGAAAACACCAGCGCAUCCACACCGGGGAGAGGCCCUACGAGUGUCCUGAGUGUGGGAAGAGGUUUCAGAGGAGCUCCGAUCUCCUCAAACAUGAGCGGAUUCACACAGAGGAGAGGCCCUUCCGCUGCUCCGACUGUGGGAAGGGCUUCAAGCAAAACUGCAAACUCACCAUCCACCGGCGCAUCCACACCGGGGAGAGGCCCUACGAGUGUCCUGAGUGUGGGAAGAGCUUCUCACAGAGCUCUCACUUGACAGAACACCAACGGAGGCGCCACUAAGGGAAGCCCUGUGAGUGCCCCAAGUGUGGGAAGAGCUUUGUGCGCAGCUCCAGCUCCAUCCCCCAAGGGAUGAUCCGGGGGGCCA
Molecule: messenger RNA, 1137 nt
Organism: Camarhynchus parvulus
Lineage: Eukaryota; Metazoa; Chordata; Aves; Passeriformes; Thraupidae
Product: zinc finger protein 239-like
Exons: 2
Coding region: 141-1052 (303 amino acids)
Cellular component (GO): nucleus
Source: RefSeq, a predicted model, not a curated record